Phragmites australis (common reed) is the source of this 1009-nucleotide messenger RNA. Its product is annotated as protein CURVATURE THYLAKOID 1D, chloroplastic-like. Gene Ontology annotation, cellular component: chloroplast thylakoid membrane; thylakoid. The transcript has 5 exons. The coding region runs from base 163 to 741 and encodes 192 amino acids. NCBI's taxonomy places the organism in Eukaryota, Viridiplantae, Streptophyta, Magnoliopsida, Poales, Poaceae. The record is from RefSeq and is a predicted model, not a curated record.
CAUCGCGCGUCACACAAGCAGCCGAGCAGCAGACACUGCGGGUCUGCUCGGCUGCGGCAGUGACACUGGGCAGCUAGUCCUCCCUCAUCCUCCUCGCGGUUCACAGAAACCUCAAAACCCAACCAGGUCGGCCUCCACAGACACAGGAGAGGGGGGAAACACAUGGAGCUCUUCGUGUCCACCACCGCCUCCGCCCGCGCCGCCGCGCCCUUGUGCUUCGCCCCCCUCCGCCGCGGAGGGUCUGCGCCCUCCGUCGUCCCGCUCCGCCGUCGCCUCCCAGCUCGAGGUUGGCGUUGCGCCAGUACGGCCGUGCCUGACCCGGUGCCGUCCGAGGAGCCCGCGUCCACCACCGUCGUCGUCACGGACAAGCCCGAUUCGCCUGCCGACGAGAAGGGUGAGGAGGUUGGCGCGGCGUCUAGCGGCGGCUCCGUGGAGGCGGCCGUAGCGGCUCCUGUAUCGUCGGGAGUUUUCGAGGAGGGCGGCGGCCUAGAUGACAUACUGAGCAAGUUGGACAUUGAAGUGACACCCACUUUAAUCCUCACUGGAUCUAGUGCCUUUGUUGCUUUAUGGAUUCUAUCUUCCGUUGUUUCUGCAAUUGAUUCCGUUCCACUGCUUCCAAACUUGCUGGAACUAGUAGGAAUUGGCUACUCAAUUUGGUUCACCGCACGGUAUCUCCUUUUCAAGGAAAGCAGAGAUGAGCUAUUUGCAAAAUUUGAAGACCUCAAACAGAGGAUUAUUUGAAUUGUGGGUGAAUAAUCUUUUGGCAUAUGCUUAGGCUUUGCAGCCAGCUUAUUAUUAGCUUUUCUCCUUUUCAUUUCAAAUAUUACUGCAAAGGUAAAGAAGGUCGUGUACUUAUGUCAAGUUUGUUUUCUUGGGUCUGUUAUCAGACUUUUGAAGUUCGCUAGUGUGCUUGUGCAGGUCGUUCUGCUGUAUUUACUUGAUCCGAUGUAUAUAUUGUCGAAUAAAGCGUCACACAAAUAUUUAAAUGUGUUGAGAAUGUUUUGACUCC